AUGUCUUUAUUAGAACAAUUAGCAAGAAAAAGGGUAGAAAAGUCUAAAGGCCUCUCAAAUGCAGACCAAUCUCAGAAUACAUCUAAAAGUGCUUCCUUACUUGAACGACUACAUAAGAAUAGAGGAACUAAAGAUAGGAAUGCUGAGAUUAGAAAGAAAGAUCUGAAGAGCCUUCUUGCAAAAGACAAGAUAAAAAGGAGCGAUUGUAUCUCGGAUCAGCAUACUAUUUCAUUAAGUUUAAAAUUGUCUGCCUUAAAGAAAUCAAAUAGUGAUUUGGAGAGGCAAGAAAAAUCAGUAACGCCUGAAAGCAAAGAAAAUGAGUUUUCUACGAAAGGGAAAUCAUUUGGUGUUAAACUAAACGUUGAAGAAUCAUGGGACGUUAUAAACGAAAUAAAUCGUUACUGUUUAUUGAAAGACGAUCCGUGCGUAAACCAAGCUGACGAUUUUGCAUUAACAAACUUUAUUAUGAACGGUGGAAAAAGCGCCUCAAGUACAGAAAUACUGCUAUCGCCAUCAAAAUCAUCAUCUCUGUCUUUGAAAAGGCAUUACGAUGAACUCCUUGGCAUUUUCGUACCCUCCACUCUGCCGAAAAAAUCUCGUAACGUAGCCAUUGAAAAUUUCAAUAGACCAAGCCCCGAUGAUAUAAUACUAUCAGCCCAAUUGAAUGCUUUCAAUGAAAAAUUAGAAAAUUUGAAUAUCAAGUCACCGCUCAAGACCGAAAAAAAAGAAUCAAUUAACCUUCAAACAGCACCUACUGAGUCAAUUGAUAUUCAUUCAUUCAUCGCAACCCAUCCUUUGAAUUUAACAUGUUUGUUUCUCGGCGCUACAAAUUCAGGCAAAUCCACUUUGCUUGGUCAUCUUUUAUAUGAGCUAAACGAAAUUUCUAUACCGUCGAUGAGGGAAUUACAAAAAAAAAGUAGCAAUUUGGAUUCCAUACCCUCAAAUAGUUUCAAGAUCAUUCUAGACAAUACCAAAACAGAGAGAAUGAAUGGAUUUUCCAUGUUUAAGAAAAUCGUUCAAAUAAAGAAUAAUUUAUUACCACCAUCAUCAUCCUUGACACUUAUUGACACGCCUGGCAAUAUCCAAUAUUUUGAUAAAGAAACCGUUAACUCAAUUCUGACGUUUGAUCCAGAAGUUUAUGCAUUGGUUAUUGAUUGUAAUUAUGACUCAUGGGAGAAGUCAUUAGAUGGUCCAAAUAAUCAGAUUUAUAAAAUUUUAAAAGUGAUCUCAUACUUAAACGAAAUCUCCGCGUGCAAGAAGCAUUUGAUAAUUCUUUUGAAUAAGGCAGAUCUAAUUAGUUGGGACAAGCAACGACUAGAAAUGAUUCAGUCUGAGUUAACUUAUGUGUUGACCGAAAACUUUCAAUGGAAAGAAGCACAAUUCCAAUUUAUCCCGUGUUCCGGUUUAUUAGGUUCAAAUUUGAAUAAUGUUAAAAAAAUUACGAAGUCUAAGUAUAAAUCAGAAUUUGACGCUAUAAAUGAUGUUCCUGAAUGGUAUGAAGGUCCAACAUUUUUCUCUCAACUCUAUUUCUUGAUGGAGCUUAAUAUGAACAAGAUAGAAACAACUUUGGAAGAGCCAUUUAUAGGCUUAAUACUGCAAUCGUCUGUUUCCCAACCAACAGCGGAGACACAUCAUGUGUCGCUCAAAGUUCUUAUCAAAAGCGGCUAUAUUCAAUCAGGCCAGACAAUUGAAAUUCAUACGCAACAUGAAGAGAUCCACUAUUAUGGUAUAAUUACAAGAAUGAAGAAAUCAAAACUAAUAUUGGAGACUAAUAUAAAAAACAAUUUAACAGUCGGUGUGAAAUCUGACAUUUUGGAGAUUCUUGUCAAGAUUCAUAAUACUGAAGACCUCGCGAAAAAGGAAUUUCACAUUCAUAAGGACGAUUUAAUAAUUCACUCUAGAAAGGCGAAUACUCUAUUGCCCAACUUACCAAAUACAUUAAAGUUGUUAUCUUUGCGGUUAAUAAAGUUGUCAUUCCAAACGCGCGCACUAAAUGGUCGCCUACACUUGGGUUCUGAAUUGCUUCUUUACCAUAAUUUGACAUACAGCGCGGUCAAAUUGGUGAAAAUUCAUGGAACUAACGACACCUCAAUUAAUCCAAAUCAGUCACUAAUUGUCGAGGUCGAAAUCAUGGAACCAAACUUUGCUCUCAAGGUGAUUGAUUCCAAAUACGUUACCAACAAUAUUUUUUUAACAUCAAUAGAUCAUAAAGUCAUUGCAGCUGGCAGAAUUAUAUGCCAAUAA
This is a messenger RNA of Saccharomyces paradoxus, 2244 nucleotides long. RefSeq names its product Ski7p (gene SKI7). The record is from RefSeq and is a predicted model, not a curated record. The transcript has a single exon. The coding region runs from base 1 to 2244 and encodes 747 amino acids. Gene Ontology annotation, molecular function: translation elongation factor activity; GTPase activity; GTP binding. Lineage: Eukaryota; Fungi; Ascomycota; Saccharomycetes; Saccharomycetales; Saccharomycetaceae. Gene Ontology annotation, biological process: translational elongation; translation.